AUGAAAUCCAUUUCAAAUGAUUCUCUUCUUCAAUCAGAAAAUAACGAUCUAAGAGCCCAAGUAGCUGAUUUAGAAGGGAAACUGACAAAGAUUAUGACUGAAAAAAACAUGUCUUCGGCAGAUAUAUCAUCAAUUUUUCGCGAUCAACACGAUUUAGCAGAAUUAAAAGCUAAAUUACGAGAAUCUCAACUUGAGAGUUCGAAAUACCGUGCAAUUUUAGAUGCUCAAGAGUCCUCAAUUCUAAAUUCAAUUACUGUUGACGAUUCUCUUAAGAGUCAAAUCUUAGAUACUAAAAAUCAGUUAUCAUUAGAGUAUAUGCAAAAGGAAAAAGAACAAUUACAAGAGAUAUCUAUGGCACAACUUGAAAAUUCAAAAUUACGAAACCAAUUAUGCACAUCAGAAGCAAAGAAUGCCGAACAACUUUUACGUAUCAAGGAACUAGAAUCUAAAUUAGGAGAGAUUGAUGGCAAUGACCAAUAUAACGGUGCAGUAAAUAAACGAUUACAAGGAUCCAUUGGAGAUCUCCAAGCAAGAUAUGAGCAAUUACAAGCUAAAUACCAAGAUUCUCUAAAAACUAUUGAAAAAAUGAAAGCACAAAAUAAACAAGAACAAGAAUCUCUUAAAAAACAAAUACAACAACUCACAGAGCAAGUAAACGCAUAUAAGCAAAAAGUUGCAACAGAUUCUGUUCAAAUUACAAAAUUAGAUACCCAAUUAACUACAGCUAAAUCUCAGAUCGCCAGAUGCGAACAAUUAAUUUCGCAAUUUGAGACUAAUAAGCAAAGCGAUCAGCAGGAGCAUCAGCAGCAAAUUGUUCGCUUGAAAAACGAAAUUAAUGAUUUGAAAAACGCCAAUAAUCAACUAUCAUUUGAAAAACAGACGAUGACACAAAAGAGUGACUCUAUUAAAACAAAUUUGAUGUCAUUGCAGCAAGAAAAUCAGAUCCUAACAAAGAAAAAUCAAGAUCUGACAGAAUUAGUCAACAAAAACAAAAUUGAUCUUCAAAACUAUCUACAAAAGAACAAAGAAUUGCAAUCAUCUAUAUUAAAUUGUCAACAAGAGAAUGAUUCCCUUAAAAAUCAUAAUGCUGAUCUCCAAAACAUCAUAAACCAAAUCAAAAAUGAUAAUCAAUCAUUGCUGCAAAAAUACAAAGAAAUACAAACAAAAUAUCAAACUCUUCAGAUUAAUUUUGAAGAACAUCAGAAAGAUAAGAUCAAAAUUCAAAGUAAAUUAGAUGAAAUGGUCAUUGAAAACGAGAAUCAAAUAAGGAAAUCAACCAUACAAAGCAAUGCCAUGGAACAAUCUUUGACAAGUGUAAAAACAGAAAAUCAAAAAUUAUUUGAACAAAAUCAAAAGAAAGAUGAACGUCUAAGAGAUCUUGAAAAUAAUUUAGACUUAGAAAUAAAAGAAAAACAGAAUUUAACUAAAGAUAUUUCUAAUAUUCAAGGUAAAUUUAAUAAAUUACUUCAACUUUUGAAUGAUGAAAAAUCUAAAGUUGUUAAACUUGAAAGUCAAAAUACAUCUCUAAAAUCGGAAUUAAAUUCCAAGAAUUUUGAUCCUGAAAAAGAUGAAAUGCGAAAAGAACUUGAAUCUACAAGAAAAGAAAACAUAAAACUCCAAAACGAUAUUGGAUCAAUACAACAGCGUAUUGAACAAGAAAAGUUAAUUACACUGCAAUUAUCAAAGCAAUUAGAAGCUUCUCAACAAAAUGUUUUGAAUUUAACGAAACAAAAAUAUCAACACAACAAAUUUGAUCCAGAAUCAGCCAAAUAUAUCUCUAAUAAGAUUGCAAUCAAAUUUAAACAUUUUUGUAAGAUGUUUAUUGUUAGGAUUGCAUUGCUUGAGACUCACAUUCAAGUUUUAUCUAACUCAAUUACAAAAUUACAAGUUUUAUCACAAAGUUUUCCAAAUCGUCAACAAGAUAAAAUCAACAUAGCAAUUCAUCAAGAAAUUAUAUCUAUUCUUAUAAAGAAAGCCGCACGAGCAUACAAAAUACACAAAAAUGAAGUUCCAUCUGCAGCUUUGUUAGUAUCAAAUGAAGAAAUUCGCAAUGAAUUCUUUUCAAAACUUGUUCGACAUCACCAUUAUUGCAAUCAUACUGAUGAAGAUGUACAACGCGUUUUGAACUCGGUUUCUCUCUACAAAUUCUGA
This is a messenger RNA of Trichomonas vaginalis G3, 2151 nucleotides long. RefSeq lists its product as uncharacterized. NCBI's taxonomy places the organism in Eukaryota, Parabasalia, Trichomonadida, Trichomonadidae. The transcript has a single exon. The coding region runs from base 1 to 2151 and encodes 716 amino acids. The record is from RefSeq and is a predicted model, not a curated record.